AUGCCUCUUCUGCAGCUACUUUGCCUGCCCCAGCAGAAGUGGAAGCGACAGCAAUGGCGGCCCUUGAAGAGAAAAGGCUUUGCAGAGCCCAAUAAGCUUGGCCAACAGAACUAUCACACUUUGCUGGCAGAGUGCUUGAAGAACAGGUGUUUGUUUGAAGACAAGUUCUUCCCAGCAGAUGUUAGGUCCAUAGGCACAGGACCAUUACUCCAGAAACUGCCCCAAAAGAUACAGUGGAAGAGGCCACAUGAGCUGCACAAGGUUCCAGUCUUUUAUUCUACCAACAAAAAAAGGCUCUCUCUAUGUCAAGGACUGAUAGAGAACUGCUGGUUUUUGGCAGCUGUGGAAGCUUUAACAUUUCAUCAAGACAUUUUGUUUAAUGUGGUGCCGCAAAACCAGAGCUUUGAGAGGAAGAAAUAUGCCGGAAUAUUUCAUUUCAAGUUCUGGCAUUUUGGAGAAUGGGUUGAUGUAGUAGUAGAUGACCAACUACCAGUAAAUGAAGACGGUCAGCUUCUUUUCCUCUCUUCUGUUUACAAGAACUUAUUCUGGGGAGCUCUUCUGGAAAAGGCAUAUGCCAAGCUGUGUGGUUCUUAUGAAGAUCUACAGAUUGGGCAAGUGUCAGAAGCUUUGGUAGAUUUCACAGGGGGAGUUAAUAUGACAAUAAAGUUGGCUGAUGCACCCCCUGAUCUCUGGGAUAUCUUAACAAGAGCAACCUACAGCAGAUCUCUCAUGGGAUGUCAGACUCAUGCAGGGCCAACAAGGGUCCUGGCAAAUGGCUUAGUGGCUGGUCAUGCCUACACUGUGACUGGCAUUCGAAAGGUGACAUGCAAACAUGGACCUGAAAAUUUAGUGAGACUGAGAAAUCCCUGGGGAAAAGUUGAGUGGAAAGAGGAUUGGAGUGACAGCUCUGGAAAAUGGGAGCUACUCAGCCCCAAAGAGAAGAUUUUGCUACGAAGAAAUUCCGAUGAUGGAGAAUUCUGGAUGUCAGUGGAAGACCUGAAAACCCAUUUUGUGGAUCUGAUGAUCUGUAAAUUGACUCCUGAUCUCAUGAGUCAGGAAGAUGGAAAGAAGUGGAUGUGCUCCAUGCAGUUUGGCAAAUGGGUCACAGGAAGCACAGCAGGUGGCAGAUCGAAGAGCCGCCGAGGCUCUUUUUGGAUGAAUCCUCAAUACUUGUUGAAAGUUUUGCAAGGCAAUGGAAGCAAAAGGUCUUUAUACUCAUGCAGCGUGUUGGUGUCUCUUAUCCAAAAACACAGUGGCAAACAUCGGAAUCGAGUCCCUCAUUUUCACAUAGGCUUAUCGCUCUAUAAGGUAAAGAGAAUUUCCUGUGGCAAUAAUAAAAAGCUGCCUCCUGCUUUCUUCAUCUGGAAUGCACCUUUGAGUCAGUCGCUCUUUGUGAAUGAUCGGGAAGUGACUCAGGACUUCCACCUCCCCCCUGGGACUUAUGUGGUGGUUCCCUCUACCUUGGAACCUCAUCAGGAAUCAGAGUUCAUCUUGCGAAUCUUCUCCAGAAAGCACAGUCUGCGUGAAUUGGGUGGAGAUUCGAGCUGUGUCCUUUCAAAGGAAAUAGUUGAUAAACAUGAAGACUGGGAAGACUUCUUCUCUAAGUACUUUGAUCAAUAUCCUGAAAUAAAUGCAGUGCAGCUGCAAAGGAUUCUAAACCGCAUGGCAUGGACAAGUAUGUCGGAUCAUCAAAAUUUUGGGAUGAGAUUUAGCCUGGAUUCCUGCCGUGGUAUCUUGGCCCUCUUAGAUCUUAACAGUACUGGAACCUUGAGCAUUCAAGAAUUCAGAUUUCUCUGGAAGAAGCUGCUUCUUUACCAGGAAGUUUUCCAGAAAAAGGAUACCCACCAAUCAGGAAUCUUGGAUCAAUUAGAGUUGCGUGCAGCUAUGCAAGAAACAGGAAUCUCCCUCAGCAAUGAACUUUGUAAGCUGUUGACAAUCCGGUAUGGAAAUCCUGAUCUAAAAAUCACAUUUGAGAACUUUGCCUGCUUCAUGCUGCGUGUGGAACUCAUGAUGGAAGCCUUUUAUAAUAUGAGUAAAGAUGGCAAAGGUAUCUACCUUCUAGAGUCUGAGUGGAUGAUGAUGACGCUGUAUUCAUGAAACAGAGUAAAGGAGAACCACUGAAUCAAGCUACAUUGGCCAUCAUGAACACAGUUCUCAGCUCUUCGAGGUAGUUCAAAUCAGGAAACCAAGAUCAUGAAUACUAAUGGAGCUUUUAUUAUAAGGUUACAGUAAGAGAAUCUUGCAAGUCUGAAUGCGCCACUUCCUCUCCUGCCUUUACAUUCCAGAGAACUAGGGAGGGUCAAUUCUGAGACGCUUCCUCAGGUUACAUUCCUGUUUGUUACAUUACUCGGAUUUUGUUGAUCAGACCAUUGUCUAGGCUGCAACUCUUCUUCCUGUCUCUCAAGGUUAUUCUCACAGCCCAUUACAACAGUGAAGGCAACUGCUUAUUGAUGAUUUGUGUAUGGUGCUUGACAUUUUGAGUCAGGCUUGCCUUUCUUGUGAAAUUCAGAAGUGUUUCAUUAUGAGUCAUUCCACUCUUCUAUUAAGGGUUGCUUGUGGGUUCCCAAUACUUUGAGGAUAUUGGCUGACUUUGUUCAAGGUGACUUACUUCUAAAAGUAAAUCUGCGUUACAGAUCAACUCGUCGGGCAGCAGUCUAGACUGACUAUCAUGUUAAAGUCAUAAAUCAUUUAAAAACUUUUCUGCAACUCUGCAACUGGAUCACAGUGGCCACAGUUAUAUCUUCAUUGUAGCAAGGGGAUGUGCCAACACAAAGUGGCCUGAGUGGCCUCAUAGCAGUUUUUCUCAAGAGCCACUGUUUUCCAAUUUGUUUGAGGCUUAUGACUGGUUUCAGUGGCUGUUUUUUAUUUCCCCUUUCUUCCAAUGUUACUGUUUUUAUAGCAAGAUUGCAAAGCUGUAUCCUGCAGUUCAUCCCAUCAUCACAAAAAACAGGACCAAAAAAAGUGGAAAUACCAAAGCUUUAGGUAAUAAUUUCAGCAGUAAAUUGCUGGUUUCCCUCUUGGAAGAGGGGUUUUAGAUUAUAUGGAAUUUUUUUAAAAAGAUGUAUUAUUUUAUGGAUUCCUGCUUCUAAACUGAUUCCAUUUCAUUGCUGCUUUCCAUAAUUUAAGUACUAUUUUCAUUUUAAAAUUACUUUUAUUUAUAAUUUUAUUUAUAACUUUAUUAUAUUUAUUAUUUUGAUUGUAUUUAUACUUUUGUAUUUUGUAUUUGAUAUUUUUACUUUUGACAGAAAAACAAGAAAAAAUAAUAGUAAUAAUGAGAGACUUAACUGUGGUUAUUAAAAUGGUCUACAAAGAUUUGGAUCCCUGAAUCACUGUAAAAUCUUAGAGAAUAUCUUCCUCAGGCACUCUGUAAUGCCAUAUAUCUUCUUGUUUUCAGUCUUAGCUUUGACUGUUAAGGAAAACUGCCCCCAUUUUGAGGCUAGUUAAGUAGCUGGACUACUUAAGUGUUAUACAGUUGUUUUAUUUAUGGCUUUAAUUUUUAGUUCAUUUUUAGUUACUUAUCUAAUGUUUAUGAGACUCUGCGUGAUAUAUAA
Molecule: messenger RNA, 3551 nt
Organism: Candoia aspera
Lineage: Eukaryota; Metazoa; Chordata; Lepidosauria; Squamata; Candoiidae
Gene: CAPN14
Product: calpain 14
Exons: 20
Coding region: 1-2097 (698 amino acids)
Biological process (GO): proteolysis
Cellular component (GO): cytoplasm
Molecular function (GO): calcium-dependent cysteine-type endopeptidase activity; calcium ion binding
Source: RefSeq, a predicted model, not a curated record